Molecule: messenger RNA, 2690 nt
Organism: Cuscuta epithymum
Lineage: Eukaryota; Viridiplantae; Streptophyta; Magnoliopsida; Solanales; Convolvulaceae
Source: the annotation of a GenBank genome assembly
CUCACCUCAACUCUCCCCACUCCUCUCAUCAUCACCCUCUUCCUAAAAAAAAACCCAACCCUAAUUUGAAGCUUCAGCACCCUAAUCUCGAUCCAAAAUUCUCUCUGUUAUCUUCAGCACCCUUAAUCGACCCUUAAUGUGAAGCCCGUGUGAGAUGACCCAGAAAAGGAAGGUGAAGAUGCAGUACCGGAAGCGAUUGGAAUCGUCACCUGAAGAGACGCCAUGGAGAAGGAUGUCGGCGAGAGGUCUGAUUUAUUUGAAUGCACGGUUUUUUUACUUUUUCGUUUUCCCAUUGUUGCACGGUAGUAUUCUCAUCCAUAAAAAUGACAUGUUUAUAUAAAGGAUUGACUAUUACGAUUUUUAACAUUUUUUCGAUUUCAUUAUUUCUGCAUUUUUCCUUAUUUUAAUUUGAAUGAUGUAUGCACAAUUAAAUUAGUUCGAAUUCGAGACACGGACCAAUAAAAAUAAAAAUAAUUCUUUAUAUCAAAGUUAGUGUUCUAUUUCGAAUUGGAAGGCUUAAUUAAGAAUAAAACUAAUAGUUCUCAUAUAAUAGAACAUGACAUAAUUUAGAAAUUUCUCAGCCAGAAAAAAAAAUAGAAAAAUAAUAAUCAACAAUAAUCCGGUAGUUAUGAUGAUAAUAAUAAUAUUGUUGUUAUUAUUAUGGGUUUUGUCGGGUCACUUGGGUGGUUGUUAUUAUUUUAAUCAUCCAUAUCACAUGGCCUAAGUACAAACCUGCUCAAUUAACACUGGUGACUUCUUGCCCACCCUAUUAUUGUUCCCAGAUUCCAUAAAACAGAGAAAUUGAAGAAUAAUCUCUUCAUCCGGCUCCUGCAACAUUGAUUUUCCUUUUUCCUUCAACUCUCAAGGUCAAACUGCCAAAGUCCGUUUAAGGGCUCAGGGAAUGCAGAAAGAUGGAGUCUUUGUCUGAGAUUAAGGAAGGAGCUUAUUCUGAGCAGCCAUCCUACUUUGCAUUUGAUGAGGUUGGAAAAAUAUACAACCAUCUCAGAUUUCCUUACCUAAUGCCAGCCUUGGCUAAAUAUGUUGGAGCACAGAUUAUUCUUAUCAUGACCACUGUGAAGAUGGUUGAAAUCUUAUAGCCUGGUGAAGCAAAGGUCAACUUUAAACUUCACAACCCUAGAACCCAGACGGAGGAAGCAGCUAUUGGAACAUGAAAAUGGAGAAUAAAGGGAGCAAUGCAAUGCAACAUUAUGAAUUAGGGAAAAUGAUAGGACAAGGGAAUUUCGCCAAGGUCCACCACGCAAGAAAUCUAAAGAACGGGUCUAGUGUGGCGAUCAAGAUCAUUGAUAAGGAAAAGGUUUUCAAAGUUGGGAUGAAUGACCAAAUCCAACGAGAGAUAUCCGUGAUGAGACUAGUCAAACAUCCCAGCAUAGUUCAUCUUCACGAAGUUAUGGCCACCAAAUCCAAGAUUUACUUUGUCAUGGAGUACGUCAAAGGGGGAGAACUCUUCAACAUGGUUGCCAAAGGAAGGCUAAAAGAAGAAGUUGCAAGGAAAUAUUUCCAGCAGCUAAUAAGUGCCGUUGACUUCUGUCAUAGUAGAGGUGUUUACCACAGGGAUCUGAAACCUGAGAACCUACUGGUAGACGAGAAUGGUGAUCUAAAGGUUUCUGACUUCGGGUUGAGUGCUCUUGCAGAGUCCAGGCAUCAAGAUGGCUUACUCCACACCACAUGUGGGACUCCCGCGUAUGUUGCUCCGGAAGUGAUUACACGAAAAGGCUAUGAUGGGGCAAAAGCCGAUGUUUGGUCGUGUGGGGUGAUCUUAUUUGUUCUAUUGGCGGGAUAUCUCCCUUUCCAGGAUUCGAACUUGAUGGAGAUGUAUCGAAAAAUAAAGAAGGCAGAGUUCAAGUACCCGACGUUUUUCUCUUCGGAUGUCCGUAAGUUGAUAUCAAAGCUUUUAGAUCCAAACCCUAAAACCCGAAUUACCAUUGCCAAGAUAAUGGAGAAUUCUUGGUUCAGGAAGGGUUUGGAUAUAAGGCAAGCCAGCAAUCAAGAGCCCGAAGAGGCAAAUAAUCAAGAACCCAUAACGCUUAAAAACUUGAAUGCUUUUGAUAUCAUAUCACUCUCCUCAGGUUUUGACCUGUCUGGCUUGUUUGUGGAAAAAAAUGAUCAAAAGGGAGAAGAGAGGUUCACAUCCAGACUUCCGGCGAAAACCAUAUUCUCCAAGCUAGAAGACAUUGCUAGGCGUCUAAAGCUGAAGACAAUAAAGAAGAAAGGAGGGUACAUCAGAUUGGAAGGGACGAAGUUGGGUAGAAAAGGGGUUGUGUGCAUUGAUGCAGAAAUCUUUGAAGUGACUCCUACUUUCCAUUUGGUGGAGAUGAAGAAGUCCAAUGGGGAUACACUGGAAUAUCAGACGAUGAUGGAGAAGGAGAUAAGGCCAGCGUUGAAGGACAUCGUUUGGGCUAUGCAAGGUGAUCAGCCACGACCUGACGACCUGAGCAGCUAGAAGUACAAGUGGAGGAGGCUGCAGCUUAACUCUAUGGAUUCAAUACCUAAGCUGUUGAUUUGUGUGAUUAAAUAGCAUUGAUUUGGUGAUCAGGCUUGGUAGCUGAUACGUGCAGUCUUUGUUUUCUGGCCAUUGCAUUUUGUGCUCAUUUAUAGGGACUAUUAUCACAUUAAUAUAAUUGGUGCAUGUUAACUCCAUUGUAAAAUCCCUACCUUGCCCCAACGUCCAU